UUUUUAUUAUUAUCUGAAUGUUCAAAUUUUGUCUACACGACGCUCUCACAGCUAUUUUCUAAUUUUAUAACAUUAUUCUUCAGUUGAGUAACAAGCAGUUACGUUUUGUUGACCAAUGAAUUUUUAAAGCUCAACGUGUAAAAAUUACAAAUUUCUGACAUGUCUGGAGUCAGUAGCCCUCCAGCGUCUGGAAGUGGCGCAACAGCUGACGUCAUAACCCAGGCACCGGUGACUAUUGGGGAUCAUGUGUGUUUCUACGCACCAGAAGCUCUUGGAUAUCUUUACAACAGACAGGCGGGAAUCCAGUUCAACACUCUGGCAGUGAGCAGAGACCCCGAUCAAAUCUACCCUAAUUUACCAGAUCCACAUGUGGCCGUGUUCAAAAUAUGCGUGGCCAACAGAUACAAGCUUGACAAGCAGCUCCGUAAGCUACAAGAACAGAUCAGGAUCGAUGUUGACAACGUAGCUCUGAAGGCGAAACUCAAUGAAGCGGAGAUUGCAGCUCAGGCUGAGAGAGAAGGCAACGUAGCCGAACAGAAACGUCUGCAGGGCAAAGCACUGACAUAUGGGGCCACGAUCCAGCUGGAGCACCAGUUCUCCCACCGGUUCAUCCACGUGAACACGAACAAGACUUCGAGGACAUCCUCGAGCGACAUGAUGGUGGAGUUGCUGCCUCACAGUGCUAAAAGCGCACACUUCAAAAUCAUGCCCAGAUACAAAGUGAAGUCGGAGGGAGAUGUGGUGCGCUAUGACGACCAAGUGGUGCUUGAGAGCGUGAAGAGCUUAGGCCAGUAUCUCAAAGUCAGCGCCCUUCCCCUCAAACGACUCAUCAGCCCCGAGGCCGGAAAAAUGGAAGUCAACUUGUCAGUACGGCAAUCGGGUCUGAAGAUUUACCAGUUCUCAAAGGCAGACGACUCACGGCACAAAUAUUUGGUGGGUGGUUCCAUUGUGCGAUUGUUUCAUAAGGAGCUGGAAGCAUACGUUGUUGCUGAGGGACUAUUUGAUUGGUCAGACACCCAAGGAAUACACCUUAGGGUGCGAGAGAUAGACCCCUCCGCUCCUAAGACCAUGUCCCCAUCAUCUAGUGCCAUCACCUACUGGCAACUAGAGCUGGAGGAGGGACCACUGCGAGGUGAUCCAAUCAAGUGGGAGAGCCAGCUUCGCUUCCGCAACAUGGUCACCCGCAAGUAUCUCACAAUUGCACCCGACCGCAGUUUCUUCAUGACCAGGAGCGGAAAGGAUCCCAAUACAGUGUGGCGAGUGACUCCAGUUAUCGGAGAGGAUCUCUAUCUAGAUGGGGACUCCUAUGCCAGAUUCGAGCAUGUGGUGACUGGAUUGUGGAUGCAUGCUAUGUCAAACGAUUUCAUGAAGAAGGGGCGUGGCGCUGCUGUGUCGCGAGGCGGGAAAAGAGGGAAAGGAGGUAAGAGCAGCAUGUCUGACCUGGAGUGGGACGAUGCCCAGUGCAAGAUGUUGGGAACAAGUGAGAGCAUGCAGUAUGAUGACGCGUUCACACUCCAAGUGGUGUCAGAAGAUCUGCAAAGGGCGUUCAAUUUCGUGGCCGGCUGUGUCCCCCUACUGCAGAAGUUCGUGCAGGAAAAGAGCGAUAAGUCAGGUGGGGUGCAGUUGAACGAGGAGGCGUGUGUCAGAGUGUGUAGUCUGCUGGACAGUCUAACGGAGUCCAUGUUUGAGCAUGGUAUUAUAAAAAAAUACAGACAGAAACUGCUGCGGAACUUGAUGGUUGUGGAGUUGAUAAUUGCGAUGUUGCGACUGGACCUGGCCAAUGCUGCCGACCACCACUUCCUCACCCGUAUCUUCGUCAGGUGCUACGAAGUCCUCUUCACAUACCUUCUGGGGGACAGCAGGAAGAACGAGUUGUACAUUGCAGGACACAUGGAGUUCUUCCUCACUCAGAUCAGCUUCCCUGGUGAGGUUGGGAUUGAGGCGACCACAAUGGUGACUGAAUUGAUCAGAGACAACCGACAGAUAGUAGAGAGGAUGCAGAGCCAUCACAUCGACGCAUUUAUACAGCUACUCUUUAAAAACCAGAACUACAGAUAUUUGGAUUUGCUCAAUGUGUUGUGCGUGUGUGACGGCGUGGCCAUUUCAGACAACCAGAACUACAUCUGCAAAAAAUGGCUAGUCGAGACCCUCGAAACCAAUCAGUCCUGUUGUUUCCUGACUGAGACGGGAGCCCGUCUGAACCGGAGAACUAAGAAGCAGAGCCAUGACAAGAGCAUGACUUAUGUCUCCACCAACAAUGGCGCCUCAUGGAAGUCACUGAUUGAGAUGAUCAACGAAGGAGACACGGAGAGGCUCAUGUUUCUCACUCACCAGUUGGACUUGUUCGAAAAGCUGUCCUUCGGCAGGAAUGAGUACUGCAACAAGAUCAUCACCACCACUCUGGACUACCUGACGUGGGAGGAGGCAUUCAUGUGCAUGAGUGACGAGAGACUUCCGCCUGACCUCAGGGCCAAGUACUGUUCCAUCAUCAUAGUGUUGUUCGUGGACUUCGGGGAGAACUACUCCGUGGUGGAUCGGGUGCAACUGACGUUCGUCUACUCCGAACUGGAGGGUCUGAAGAGGCCAAAAACAGCCAGGGAUGCUGCCAGGGUCCAAGAGAGGCCAUUGAGUGAGUCGGAAGACGCAGACGCAGUGUCAAUUGACUCUGUUGACAGUAACAGGUCACCAGAGGAACUAUUUGUGCACAAUGUGGCCCGCAUCCGGCUCUGGAUCGAGAAGUUCCUGGACAAGAGUCAGAAUCAGGUGGCAUCCGAAGUAGGAUACAACCAGAUGGUGCGACAGGUGCUGCGUAUGGUGUGGUACCUGGUUGCAUUUGGCUACUACUCUGAUCAGAAGAUCCUGCAGAAGCUGGUGCUUGCCCUCAUCUCCAUCAUGGACGGCAGUGGGGAUCUGCCAUACCCAGAAGCACACCUCAAAAAACUUAAUGCUACUGAUCGUGAGAAGGUGAUCAGUAAGUUCAGAUCUGACGAGAGAUACCGACAAUUCGAGGAGAACAACCCGAUUGCUGAAUCCAAACAACAGGCGAUGGAGAUUCUAGACUUGGUGCUGAACAUCCGCUUCAACAACCGCAUGUCUCUCUUUAUCUUCCUGUUCAAACAGACCCACGCGGCCAUGAAGGGGGUGAAGGGGGGCAAAAACAAGGAACUGAUUCCCUUGAUGAGUCCUGAGUUCGACAUACAGAGUGACAGUGCCACGGCGUCCAAAGGGAGACAAGCGCUGAGGAAUCUGAUUGCAGAUACAGCGCUGCUGAAGGAUGGAGGAGCAAACAUGCGAGAGAUACUAUUGGAUCUAAGUCGUUACGACUAUGACGACAUGGUGACGAUGUCGAUGCACCUCCUCACUCGCUACUAUUCCGCGCACGAACUCAUCUUCGAGCGAGCCAUCAACGCCCAGGUUGUCGUGAAUGAGUCGAGCGUCGCGCUGUUCGAUGAAAUAUCCAAUAGACUACCAGUCCUCCGCCGCCUCACAGCUUCAAAAGUUUCGGAAGAGCAGGCCAAUGUCAUCAUCCCCUUGCUGGAUUACAUCCGGGAGGUGUCUAUGAUUGACACGGAGUCAGAGGAGGCGAACAGGAUGAACCAGAAUAUUCUGUCUAACCAGGAUGUCGUGGGGGACAUUUUUGACAUUUUGAGCCAGAAAGUGGAGUUCGGAGUACUGAUGGAAAGUGAGAGUCUCCAGGAGGUGAGGCGGAAAUCUUUUCUGGCUCUGAAGGCACUGGCCCAUGACAACCCCACCAUCCAGAACAGACUCUACAACCGCAUGUUUGAACUGUUGAAUGUACAGGGAGCAGACAAAGAACUCGCCAUGGCAUUAGUCGAGAUCUUCACAAAUAACAAGAACAACUGUCUCAAAUGUCCCAAAGACUUCAUCAAGAAAGUGAUGAUAGUGCUGUCCUCCAGAAAAGAGCCCGCCCUGUUAGUACUACUGCAGGCCAUAGUCAAAGUGGAGGAGAUCAACCUGCCUAUAAAAGGAAACCAGAACAGUGUCAUGAAGUUCUUCAUGGAGCACAGGGAGUCCAUAGCACCCAUGUUGGCGGAUGAAUCAAAGACACUAAAUGGACUAAUCAAGAAAAGUUCUCCAGAAGACACUGAAUACCUGGUGAACUUGGUGGAUCUAUUUGCCACGUGCGCAGAGGGUGAGAACAGGUUCAUAGAGUCAUUGUGUCAGACAGUGUUCUCGGCCGACGAACUGCUAGACCUCCUCACAGAUCCCUCAGUGUCUAACUCAGUAAAGAAAGCGAUGCUUCGAUUCCUCCUGUGGGUCUAUGUCAACACUGGGGGAGGAGAUGAGGUGGAAAUUGACUUCGCACAAGACAUGCGAAUGUGGGCCUUCAUCAAGAAGAUCUCGAAGCAGCUCGAGGAACUAAAUGUCGCCCUCAAUUCAGAAAAGAAGCUCAGCCUCUUCGUCAAAAAGGAGCCUCAAUUCGUGGGCGGAUCUGAGAUCCACUAUGCGGUGUAUUUUUACUUUGAGGCUGUGUUGCCCUUUUGUGAGGUGUACUUUAAAGACUUCUUCGAGAAGGAAAAAGUGCAACCAGAGCAGCUGCAGUUGGUCACUUCUUUGGCAAUGGCUCUUAAGGACUUCACGAAAAUCACGAUGCCGUACGUGAAUACUCAAAACAGGUUCAAGAUCCUCAUCAAGUGCACUGGAUUAGUGCUGAGCAAGUCCAGCGUAGCCCCUCCAGUGAUCAGAGAGUUCAACAGUCAGUACGGCAGACACAAACUCACUCAAGAGUUCGUCAGCGAAGCCAGGAAGGUGUAUGAACUGGAGUUUUCUGGAGAAGAGGAGAUCAACGAGAAAUUAAAUCAGUUCACAAGAAGCAUGAAGAAAUGCUACGGGGGAGUGAACACAGUCCAGGCCCAGCUGGGAUUCCCCAGCGACAGAGAGUAUGCGGAACAAGAAGACGAGGGUGGAGACGAGGAGUUGACUCUGGGAGAGGAGUUCCAGACUCUGUUAGUCUGCUACAGUGGAAACAGACCCAAAAAACUAUUGGAAACUUUGUGGAUCCUGACUUCCAGAAGGAGAUGGGUGCUAUUGACAAGAGUGACGUGGAAGACAAUGAGGAGGAGAUAAUCCAGGUGGGGUUCAAUUUCUACCACUUGGUGGUCAGACUGCAAGAUCUACACGGCACAGACGAACCAAUCGAGUCACGAGAAGCUGCUCGAAAACAGUUUGAUGACUUGUUCGAUCAGGCCAUGAACUACUUCGAGAGUCGCAGCAUGAGCAUAGAGGUACUCAAGGACGGAUUCCUGCAGAAGAUAUCCUUCAGAGUCAAGAGUCAGGAUGUGUUGCGUGAGGACGUGAAGGAGAUGAUGAAAUGGGAGGUGGACAGAAGCAGUCCUUCGAACAAGAUACGCGACUUCGUCUCCUGGUCCAAGGACAUCAUCAACGACAUCAAGUACCAGACCAGAAUCAUGUCAAACCCAAUACCCGCAUUCCUCAUCACCAACAGCAACUUGUGGCACAACCUUGUUCUGCUGGUUACCUUCAUCCUGAACUUGUUCAUACUCUUCACAUGGGACGCUCCUGCUGACGUUUCGACUAUCAAGCCUGAGUAUCCGGACUGGUACUUCUAUGUGCUGAUGGUGUUUGGAUCCCUACACGUGCUGCUGUCCCUCGUGAUUCUGGUGGAGUACUUUCUGUCCAACAGGCCUCAGCUGCCCUCCUUACAUGAGAUCAAAGAAACCAUAGCCAGCUAUCAGCCCGGAUCAUCAGCACAGCAAACAGUAGAGGACCACAACUCUUCAGAUAGCAGAGAUACUCAGCAGCAAGUCCCCCAGUCAGGUUUCGAAAUAAACACACCGCCGCUCCAACACCAGAUCACGACACCACCAACGCAAACCUCAGCUUCAAAAACAAUUACAGAACAGCAGCUUUUUCCAGUAGCAGCUUCUCAGACAUCAAGUAGCGGACAGUCGCGAUUGAGCUACAGUCUCAUGACCAGACCUCCAAAAGUAAAAAUUGAUGGGGCACUUAGUCGUACAAUAGCACUAUGUACAACGCUGCCCUCCAACGCUGACCUCGUGAUUCUGGUGGAGUACUUUCUGUCCAACAGGCCUCAGCUGCCCUCCUUACAUGAGAUCAAAGAAACCAUAGCGGGUUUAAUAGGAGUGGAGUACUUUGGCGGAGGCGGGGAGGACAAAGAAGAGAGCGCCGAGGAGGGAGGGGAUGAGCACUUGAGAGUGGACUUCUUCUCCCUCACAACAUUCUACCACCUCCUGUUUGUGGCGGCGUCAGUGUCUGGGGUGGUGUUUUAUGGCUACUUCUUCUGCUUCCACAUGCUGCAUGUAGUACCUCGAAACCAGAUGCUCACCAGGGUUCUCAAAUCCGUUACACAGAACGGUCAAUCUCUGCUGCUGGUGGCUCUGCUGGGCUUGAUCAUCAUCUGGAUCUAUGCUGUGGCCUCUUUCGCCUUUGUGCGCUACGCGUU
Molecule: messenger RNA, 6445 nt
Organism: Symsagittifera roscoffensis
Lineage: Eukaryota; Metazoa; Xenacoelomorpha; Acoela; Convolutidae
Product: inositol 1,4,5-trisphosphate receptor type 1-like
Biological process (GO): calcium ion transmembrane transport
Cellular component (GO): membrane; endoplasmic reticulum
Molecular function (GO): inositol 1,4,5-trisphosphate-gated calcium channel activity; inositol 1,4,5 trisphosphate binding
Source: RefSeq, a predicted model, not a curated record